GUUCGGGUCGGUGAAGUGUGGUAGUGAGUUCAGCCAGGCGGCGGCGGGAGGCGACGCGAGUCGGACGGCGCGCCCGGCCAUGCCGUCGCGGGUGGAGGACUAUGAAGUGCUCUACACCAUCGGCACCGGCUCCUACGGCCGCUGCCAGAAGAUCCGGAGGAAGAGCGACGGCAAGAUACUAGUUUGGAAAGAGCUUGAUUAUGGCUCCAUGACAGAAGCUGAGAAACAGAUGCUUGUUUCUGAAGUCAAUUUGCUUCGUGAACUGAAACAUCCAAACAUUGUUCGUUACUAUGAUAGGAUUAUUGACCGAACCAACACAACCCUGUACAUUGUGAUGGAAUAUUGUGAAGGAGGGGACCUGGCUAGUAUAAUUACAAAAGGAACCAAGGAAAGGCAGUACUUAGAGGAAGAGUUUGUUCUUCGAGUGAUGACUCAGUUGACGCUGGCCCUGAAGGAGUGUCACCGCCGAAGUGAUGGUGGCCACACCGUGCUGCAUCGGGAUCUGAAACCAGCCAAUGUCUUCCUGGAUGGCAAGCAGAACGUCAAGCUUGGAGACUUUGGGCUAGCGAGGAUAUUAAACCACGAUACGAGUUUUGCAAAAACAUUUGUUGGCACACCUUACUACAUGUCUCCUGAACAAAUAAAUCGCAUGUCUUACAAUGAGAAAUCAGAUAUCUGGUCAUUGGGUUGUUUGCUGUAUGAAUUGUGCGCAUUAAUGCCUCCAUUUACAGCUUUUAACCAAAAAGAACUAGCUGGGAAGAUCAGAGAAGGCAAAUUCAGGAGAAUUCCAUAUCGGUACUCUGAUGAAUUAAAUAAUAUAAUUACAAGGAUGUUAAACUUAAAGGAUUACCAUCGACCUUCUGUGGAAGACAUUCUUGAGAAUCCUUUGAUAGCAGACUUGGUUGCCGAAGAGCAAAGGAAAAAUCCUGAGAGGAGAGGGCGGCGUUUAGGAGAGCCGGAAAAGUUGCAGGAUUCCAACCCAGUGUUGAGUGAGUUGAAGCUGAAGGAAAUGCAGCUGCAGGAGCGAGAGCGAGCCCUCAAAGCCCGCGAGGAAAGACUGGAGCAGAAGGAACACGAACUUUGCAUCCGGGAGAGACUCGCUGAAGACAAACUGGCCCGAGCAGAGAGCCUGGCGAAGAACUGCAGCUUGCUAAGGGAGCGGAGGUUCCUGUCCCUGGCGUGCAGUCCAGAGCUGCUUGAUCUUCCAUCCUCAGUCGUGAAGAAGAAAGUUCAUUUCGGUGGGGAAAGUAAGGAGAACACGAGGAGCGAGGCGCCGGAGAGUCAACUCACCUCCAAGUCCAAGUGCAAGGACCUGAAGAAGCGACUCCACGCCGCCCAGCUUCGGGCUCAAGCCCUGUCUGACAUCGAGAAAACUUACCAGCUAAAAAGCAGACAGAUUCUGGGCAUGCGCUAGUCCAGCCCAGAGCCCAGCACCGUAUCCGCACAGUGCCAACCCUUUAAGAUUCAUUGUUAGCUGCUCUUGCUUUACAUACGUGGUUCUGUGAGCCAGCCCCCUUUUGUAUAGUCAGUGACAUUUUGGAAUGGCUUUUGCUCUUUUCCGCAACAGCUGUACAAGAUGUUCACAUCCUUAAUUUCUCUAAAAGAGUGAUAGGGUCUUGGGUGGUGGGCUUUUAAUCCUGUGAUUACUACUAGCAAUGGCAUAUAUAUUCUAGAUCUUGAGGGAAAAUAAUGUUGAAGAAAAUACCCAUGAGUAGCACUGGCUGGGACUUUUAAAAUGCCUGAGUGAUGUACUUUCAGAUGUCAUGUGCAGUUUUCCAUCGUAUGUCUGAUUUUAAAUGUGCUUGAAUGUAGAAAAUCUUAACUGGAUAUAAAUUGGUCACUGAUACCAAGACAUCUUGUUUAUGCAUAUUUUAUGAUAGGACAUAUCUGUUGCCUUUCUGGAAACUGAUUACUGUGAUGUCUAUAUUCUUUCAUUCUUUUUAAUUCUAUUUAAUAGUAUAUAAAAUUUGCUGUCAUUAAUCUCUU
This is a messenger RNA of Perognathus longimembris pacificus (Pacific pocket mouse), 1986 nucleotides long. RefSeq names its product NIMA related kinase 2 (gene Nek2). Lineage: Eukaryota; Metazoa; Chordata; Mammalia; Rodentia; Heteromyidae. The transcript has 8 exons. The record is from RefSeq and is a predicted model, not a curated record. Bases 80 to 1414 code for a protein of 444 amino acids. Gene Ontology annotation, molecular function: protein kinase activity; ATP binding. Gene Ontology annotation, biological process: protein phosphorylation.